Molecule: messenger RNA, 572 nt
Organism: Ruditapes philippinarum (Manila clam)
Lineage: Eukaryota; Metazoa; Mollusca; Bivalvia; Venerida; Veneridae
Product: putative defense protein 3
Exons: 4
Coding region: 134-550 (138 amino acids)
Molecular function (GO): oxidoreductase activity, acting on metal ions
Source: RefSeq, a predicted model, not a curated record
AUGGAGUUCUAAUUGUUGUCCUUUAUUUCGUAAGGUCCCAGCAAUGUUAUGAAUAAAUAUUCUAUAUUAAUGUACGAUAGUAAGUUUAAGCCUUAUUUGAAGACACACUAUAAUAACGGGACUCCUUUAUAACAUGAAGUUUCUUCUGCUGGUUGGUUUCUGCUGCAUGGCAACUGGUUUCCCUAAUGGAGCACCUGACAUUGCAUGUAAAGAAAUGGUGCCAGGGCAUCUUCCAACUGUAACUUCCGGUGACAAUCCUUUUAAACUUAACAUUUCCGUAACGUCGUAUAAACCAGGCGAUGUUAUAACAGGAGAACUCUACUCAGCCGAGAACAUUAAAUUCAGAGGAUUCUUGAUAGAAGUUGGAACAGCACAAGAUGUCUCAGAAAAAGAGGAAGGUGUGGGUGAAUUCAUAAAUCUCGAUACGGGUAUACAAAAACAUGUCUGCGGAAAGGCUGGCAUAACCCACAUCAAUAAUCAGGACAAAUUAUCUGUAAAAUUUUCAUGGAAGGCACCCGAUACAUCUGCUGGUGAUUUGUCAAUAAGGUAACCUAUAUUAUUUCUCAUCUUUA